CUGACUGGCUGUUUUUCUCCUUCCUUCUCCUAUGUCCCCAGGGAUCUUUGAGAAAAGAAUUCCCCCAGAACCUGGGAGGAAGCGACAUCUGCUAUUUCUGUAAGAGGCGUGUGUACGUGAUGGAGCGCCUGAGUGCCGAGGGCCACUUCUUUCACAGGGAAUGCUUCAGAUGUGAGAUCUGCUCUACCACGCUUCGCCUGGCCGUCUAUGCCUUUGAUGCAGAUGAAGGUAAAUUUUACUGCAAAGCUCAUUUCAUUCACUGUAGAACCAAUAGUAAGCAAAGGAAGAGACGAGCAGAAUUGAAGAGACAAGAAGAGGAGGAAGUCAAGGAGAAACAGCAGGAAGCAAAGUGGCCAGACGCUUCCCCUGAAAUUCUUGGUCCUGCCGUCAACAGCCGAGAAGCCAGCCCGCCAGGUAUCAUGACUUCCUUCUUUAGGAAAGUGCUCUACUGGCCCAUUAGGGUGACAAGGGAUCUGCUUGACAUCCCCAGAAGCCUCUGUAACAGGAUACAUGGGUUUCUGCAUGAGACCGCCCUCCAUUUCAGGGACAAUGCUUACAACUACUGCUAUAUGUAUGAACUCCUGAGCCUCGGGGUACCUCUCCUCUGUGUGCUUUUCGAGGUCCUGACAGACAUGUACAGAGAGACAGAGUCCCCUCUCCAGAGUGUGCAUGAUUGGGUGCAACAGUCCCUCUGGGUCAAAAUCAGCUGAAGCUUAUUGUAUGCUCUAUUUUUUUCCCCAAUACACUCUCUCCCAAAGUGCCUGUGAUAUUCCAAAGUGUAAAAUUGUAGUAUUUUUGCAGUUUGCUAGUGCUCUGAAUUUCAAACAAACUAUUUUCAAUCAAGUUAGAUACACAUGCAGAGAGCGCAUCCGCCUCAGCCUUGUCCAAGGAACAUGGCGGAGGUAGAUGUCCUCAUGGUGCCCGUGUGUGGAACUUACAUGAAGGAUGUAUUGAUAGCUUUCUGUUCUUUUUACCAUGAUAAUGAGCCAUGUUUCCGGGUUUACAUUUCAAGAUUUAAUAGACAAGACACAACCUUUUUUCUAAAAGGUUUUUUUUUUAAUUUUAGGGUUGGGGUGGGUUUGGGGUGGGGGGAAGGAGGGUGUUAUGUUGGGGAACUAGAGAUUUGUCACUUGGGGUGGUUUUUAGCUUUGCUGUAGAUUAUAAGGUUUACCACUUAGGCAGAUGAUGAUGUGAGAUUUUUAAAACAACACCUCAUAAAUGAACAUGCCACCUCCCGGCUUAUGGCUUCCAAUUUACUUGUCUACACUAGGCAAUUUUUUUUUAAUGCUCCUAAAUCUCGAUCGUUGAAGAGUAAGAAUGUGGACAAGCAAUAUGUGAUUAAGAUAGUGUGCUCUGAGAAGAGCUCGGUGGGACGAUAGCAAUAAACUAUUCUCUCAGAAUUA
Vombatus ursinus (common wombat) is the source of this 1403-nucleotide messenger RNA. RefSeq names its product F-actin-monooxygenase MICAL2-like. Gene Ontology annotation, cellular component: plasma membrane; actin cytoskeleton. Gene Ontology annotation, biological process: actin filament bundle assembly. Bases 120 to 710 code for a protein of 196 amino acids. Gene Ontology annotation, molecular function: actin filament binding. The transcript is spliced from 3 exons. The record is from RefSeq and is a predicted model, not a curated record. Lineage: Eukaryota; Metazoa; Chordata; Mammalia; Diprotodontia; Vombatidae.